GACCAUCUGUUGAAGGCUACUCUCAAGGAACACCCCAGACUUACAAAAGUAGCCUUAUCUUCCACCUGCCUUGCUAAAGACUUCCCCACUUCAAAAAUCAAAAUUAAACGGAUUUCUAUGACGGAGGGACAACAUUUAGGCCCUACAAUGGAGAUGCACUCGCAAAUUAUGGUGCGCUUUUUGCGCUGUCACAUCUGUUCCGAGACCUUAGUGGAUCCGGUGUCUCUCCGAUGCAAUCACAGCUUUUGCCAAAACUGUAUUACGCAGUACUGGAACCAAGGUAACUGCCGAGAUUGUGCAGUGUGCAAAAAGGAAUUCCCCAAAGAUUCUCCGGGAAUUAACAUCUCCAUGAAAGAGCUUGCUGACACCUUUGCGGGAAGACUACAAAUAGAAAAGUCCAAAACCAAAACACGAGAAGAGGUGUGCAGCUGUAAAAAUGUCGACAAGAAGCCUACAUGGUUUUGUCUGGACGAGGGAAUUACAUGGUGUGAGCAAUGUCAGCAUCCACUGGCACACGCUGGACAUAAGCUGAAGCGCGUGAAAGAGGCUGUGGAGACGGUCAGGGAGAAAUUGCAGUCCAACCUGCAGCGAAUGGAGCAGCAGCUGGAUGCCUGCAUCUACACGGACCAGGUCUACAAGAACAUAGUGCAGCACAACGCGACCCAGAGACGCACUACUGAAGCGCAGAUCAGCUGGGAGUUUGAGCUGCUCCACGAUUACCUGAAGGAGGAAGAGAAGAGGAGAGUUCUUGCACUGAGGGCAGAGGAGGAUAAGAAGAAGAAGGUGAUUGAUAGAGAGCUGGCCAUCAUCCAGGGCCAGAUGCUGGCUCUGGAGAAUGCCAUCCAGCAGGUACAAAAUGACCUGGAGCAAGAGGACCUGGCAUUUCUGAAGGACUAUAAGCGCACAACAAGCAGAGCCCAGUGCACGCUGCAGGACCCUCAGGUGAUCUCGGGAGCCAUGAUAGACGUGGCCAAACACCUGGGCAACCUCAGGUUCAAGGUCUGCAUGAAACUGCAGGACACUGUGCAAUACACUCCGGUGAUUCUGGACCCAAACACCGCAGCCGGCUGGGUGUUGUUAUCAGAUGACCUGACCAGUGUGAGAUACGUGACACCGAAGAAGACUCUUCCCGACAACCCGGAGCGCUUCAUGGAGCACGCCAUCGUGCUGGGCUCCAAGGGCUUCACCUCAGGCAGGCACAGCUGGGAGGUGGACGUAGGGGACAGGAUGAAGUGGGUCAUCGGUGUGGCCCAGGAGGGGGUGGACCGCAAGGAGGACUCGUACCUCAAGCCCGAGUACGGCCUGUGGGCCAUCUGGAAGCACGGGGACGAGUACCACGCCACCGGCAAGGUGCUGUCGGUGCAGAGUCCACUACCGAGGAUCAUCGUGGAGCUCAACUACGAGGAGCGGCGCGUGGCCUUCUACGACUCCAGAGACAAGACGCUCAUAUUCAAGUACAAGGACAGGUUCAGGCAGAAGAUGUACCCUUACUUUAAUACGCAGGUGGAUCCCAGUGAGACACCCAUACAAAUGUGCCCGAGUGAGGAGUGGGAUGAAGAGGAGGAGGACGAAGAGGAGGAGGCUGUGUUUGUCAACGACUUCCAGGCUUAA
This is a messenger RNA of Engraulis encrasicolus (European anchovy), 1611 nucleotides long. RefSeq names its product nuclear factor 7, ovary-like. The transcript is spliced from 8 exons. Gene Ontology annotation, molecular function: protein binding; ubiquitin protein ligase activity; metal ion binding. Bases 118 to 1611 code for a protein of 497 amino acids. Gene Ontology annotation, biological process: protein ubiquitination. Lineage: Eukaryota; Metazoa; Chordata; Actinopteri; Clupeiformes; Engraulidae. Gene Ontology annotation, cellular component: cytoplasm. The record is from RefSeq and is a predicted model, not a curated record.